AUGAGCCAACAACAAAAAGAAAAAGAAGAUGAGAAAGAACAUGCAAAUAAUCUCCUUGUCAAAAAUGUUUUUAUCGGAAAAAAUGGAACAAAUUACAAAAGUAUAAAUGUAGAAAAAAUGAGAAGAGAGAAUGAAUUAGAAAACUGUAUAGAAUUAAUAAAAAGGGAAGAUGAAAACACAAAAGAAGUAGAGAAUAAAAAGUACCAAAUACAAAAUAAUACCACUUUUUAUGUAAAGGAAAUAAAAGAUAAUGAAGAGAACGAUAACCGAGACAAUUUAUAUGAAACAAUAUCUCAGACAAAAAGUAAAUCAUUAAAGAAACAAAAUAUUAACGAGAGCGAACUUGUUGAAAGGUAUAACCAUAUUGAACAUUACAAUAUUAUGUCAAGCACAGAAACUGUAGUGUCUUCAAAUGAAACUAUUGAAGAUAUGUAUGAAACAAAUUAUUAUUAUUUCACACAGAGUAAUGCUACAAGGAAUGGAACAUCGAUUGUUUCUUCUGAUUCGCAAAAAAUAUUUGACUCUAACUUGAUUAUUCACAAAAAUGACAUUAAUUUAAAUUGUAAAGAUAUUAAAAUAAUAUCAAAAUCUCAUGAGAAAAACGUAGUACUUAAUUCAAAACAAGGUGUGCAACAAAACAAAUUAAAUGAUGAUGUAAGUCGAUGUAAAUGUAAAUGCAACACACUCAUGUUCAUGUCUAACAAUGCAUAUACAAAAGAUAGUAAAAACAUGGUCCCUAAACACAAAAAUGUAAUGAAUUUCAAUCCGUUAGUAUAUAUUACUAAUUCUAAAACUCAUCACCCUAAUAUUACCAAUAAUUGCAAUGAUGCUUUUUGCAGUUAUAAUAAUACUUCCCAUAGUUAUGAUAAUAUCAGUAAUGAUUACAAUACUGGGUUGCAUUAUAACCCGAUAUAUGUAUCACCUGAUAGGUAUAUUAACUGCUUAAAUAUAGUUAACAAAACGAAAAGCGAAUUAUACUAUAUAAAAAAAUAUACACCAGAAUAUGGUCAUUAUGGGAGAACGGCAUAUCUCACUAAUAAGUUAUAUUUAAAGGAAAAAUUCAAAAAGAAAUCUCAUAAUAAUAAUUUUUUCCCCUUUAAAAGAUACAAUCAAAUAAAUUACAAAAAUCGAAAAUUCAGUCCUAACUCCUUUCUUUUUAAGAAGUUAAGACAUCAUAACAAAAUUGAUCAUAUUGAUAGUUAUACGAAAAUAGAAAAUAGAAAAUAUAGAAACUUUUUAAAUAAUUUAAUUAUGUUUAGGCCUAGAAAAAAUAGAACCUACGAAAGAAAAAAUAGCAUUUGUAAAAGUAAAAGUUCGCGUAAGAAAAGCUUAUUUAUUAAUUUACUUAAAAAACUUAAAUUAGUAGGAUAUGCACUAUUUUUUUGUUUUUUUAUGAGUAACCAAAAUAAAUCAACAAAAGAAAAGCAAAAUUCUAACCAUUUUGGUAAUACAUCCUAUACAAAUUCAUCAUCCUUUAAAAAUUGUAAAAAGAAAAAUUAUUGCUCAAAGGAAUAA
This is a messenger RNA of Plasmodium malariae, 1515 nucleotides long. RefSeq names its product conserved Plasmodium protein, unknown function. Lineage: Eukaryota; Apicomplexa; Aconoidasida; Haemosporida; Plasmodiidae. Bases 1 to 1515 code for a protein of 504 amino acids. The transcript has a single exon. The record is from RefSeq and is a predicted model, not a curated record.